AUGUUGAGCCUGGAAACGUUGGACAACGGCAAACCGUUUGCCCAAUCGUACGCACUCGACGUGCUGGGCAGCGUGAAAGUGUUGCGCUACUAUGCCGGCUGGGCGGAUAAAGUUCACGGCAAAACGAUCCCGAUGGACGGACCUUUCGUUUCGUACACCAGACAUGAACCGGUGGGUGUAUGCGGCCAGAUCAUACCCUGGAACUUUCCCAUACUCAUGUUCACAUGGAAGAUAGCUCCCGCCCUGUCUACCGGCAACACGAUCGUGAUGAAGCCGGCCGAACAGACGCCAUUGACCGCCCUGUAUAUGGCCCAGUUGAUCAAGGAGGCGGGAUUCCCCGCCGGGGUGUUCAACCUUGUGCCAGGACACGGGGAUGCUGGUGCCGCUUUGGUGGACAACCCCAAGGUGGACAAAAUAGCAUUCACCGGCUCAACGGAAGUGGGCAAACUGAUCCAAGCGAAUUCGGGCAAAUACAAUCUGAAACGCACAACCCUCGAAUUGGGGGGCAAGAGCCCCAACAUCAUUCUCGCCGACGUCGAUAUCGAGACGGCUGUGGAACAUUCGCAUCAAGCCGUUUUCUUCAAUCAGGGACAGGUGUGCUGCGCUGGUACCAGGACUUUUGUCGAAGACAAGAUCUAUGACGAAUUCGUCGAGAGGUCCGUGGAAAGAGCUAAGAAACGUACAGUCGGCAAUCCAUUUGAUCCGAAAGUGGAGCAAGGUCCCCAAGUCGACGAAACACAGAUGAACAAAAUCCUGUCUCUCAUCCGAGAGGGGGCCAAACAGGGUGCCAAAUUGGUGCAUGGGGGCGAAAGACACGGCUCAGAGGGAUAUUUCGUCCAGCCCACGGUGUUCGCUAACGUCGAGGACAAUCACAUCAUCGCCAAAGAAGAGAUCUUCGGCCCCGUCCAGCAACUGCUGCGCUUCAAAGAUCUGGACGAGAUCAUCGAGCGGGCAAACGCGACCAACUACGGCCUCGCUUCGGCCGUCUUCUCCAAGGACAUCGACAAGGUCAAUUACAUCACGCAAGGCUUGAGGGCAGGCACCGUAUGGGUCAAUUGCUACAACGUGCUGGGCGCUCAUACACCAUUCGGGGGCUUCAAGGACUCCGGUUUCGGCAGGGAGAUGGGCGAGUAUGGGCUGCAGCAGUACACCGAGGUCAAGAACGUCAUCACCGCCGUACCGGCCAAGAAUUCUUGAUGAGUUUGUGGUACAUACUGUUCGGUUUUCGGUUAGGGUUGCUCGACCUGCUGAACUUGAUUUGGUUGUCUUUGUUUAUCGAUGUGUACAGAGUUGACCUUAGGGAACAUCUAGUUUUGGAGGUUGAGCCAGCACUAUCAAGCAUUUUCAUUUCAUCUUGAAUGGCAGUGGCACGAAUUUAUUACUACCCGAAUAGAAGCAUCUAGAGACAGGACGCACAAUCGAUGCGGUAACAACAGAGAAAAUUUCUGACCGAGAGCUUCGCUUACGGCCGAUCCUGACGAAAGAAAAUCAUUGAUAUAGGGAAUCACUAUCGGCCCCAACAGUAAAUGCCUCCACAUUAUUUUUGUCAAUAACUUCG
Messenger RNA from Phaedon cochleariae (mustard beetle), 1558 nucleotides. Lineage: Eukaryota; Metazoa; Arthropoda; Insecta; Coleoptera; Chrysomelidae. The record is from the annotation of a GenBank genome assembly.